This is a messenger RNA of Perca flavescens (yellow perch), 1460 nucleotides long. RefSeq names its product extensin-like. NCBI's taxonomy places the organism in Eukaryota, Metazoa, Chordata, Actinopteri, Perciformes, Percidae. Bases 120 to 1460 code for a protein of 446 amino acids. The transcript has a single exon. The record is from RefSeq and is a predicted model, not a curated record.
CGCACCGCUCCUGGGCUGGACUGCAGCCCCACCCGCCUCUCCACAGGAAGGCCUCUGGUGGUAAUUUGCUGGCAGCUCCUUUCCUGGCAGGACAAUUAGCCAGGGGAGGCAGUGCGGGCAUGCUGACUUCUAACGCUCCAGGACAGCUGUGGGCAAAUAUACCGUUUAAUUCACAAACACACGCACAGUCUGCAGUUCUUAUUCCGCCUGCAUUAGCACAGAUUUUGCCCACACAAUCUGCCCCUCACACUGCCUCUGUACGCACACCUACAGCUGCACACAUGCCUUCUGCAGCUUCUUUGCCAUCUUCCUCCCCUCCAAAGCAGACCCCGCUCUCCUCUGCCAGUCCUUCAUCUGCACCCACCCCCUCGUCUCCUACACCUAUACUCCCCCAGAUACCUCGUCCUAAACCAAUCCCCAUGACCCCCUGUCGCUCCUCCUCUCCUCCUCCCUGCUCCACCCCUCCUUCAGCAGGAACAAACCCGCUGUCGCUCUCAUCAACUCCUCGUCCCAAACCAAUCCCUACACCUUCUUCCCGCUCUUCCUCUCCCUCCCCCUCCUCCACACCGCCUCCAUCUACCCCUGUUACACUACCUCAAACUUACGGGCCCAAAUCAUCUUUCACCUCCUCUUCACCCCCUUCCUCCUUGAUCACCUCUAUCCCACCAUGUCCCCAGAGCCCCCGAGCCAAAGCAUCCAACACACCUCCUUCUGCUUCUCCGUUGUCUGGCCCCAGUCCCACCCCAACCCCAAUACAGACUCCCAAUCAGACUACCCGUACCCGUACUCCUACACAAACCCUGGCACCUGUUACUCCUACCCAGAUCCUUACCCAAACACCUUCACCCUUUCCCAUCCCCGUUACACCUGUCCCCUCCCCAAGUAAAUCUAGUCCAACCCCUUGUCUCCAGUCCUCUGUCUCCAGCUCAGCUAUAGGCCCCACCUUGAGCCCGGUGCCAAAACAGACCCCAACCCAAACUGCAUCUCCUUCCCCAACAUCAGCAAGCACCAGCUCUCCAAGAAAAAUAACUUUCUCAGUUCAUCCUGUAAAGCAAACCCCUCCUGUCUCUAGUCCAAGCCCCACUUUAGGCUCUGGUCAUUCCACCAAACCAACCCCAGCGACAACCUCAUCCUCAACAACUUUAUGUCCAUACCCGAGUUCCACUCUUACUACCACCUCUUCAUCCACCACCACCUCUUCUAGUAUCCAAUCUGCCUCUCCUCAACCAUCUAAACAAAUUCCAACCACCACAGCUGCCCCUACCCACUCCUCAAAAUUCAAUACACCCUCUACCCCUGCUCAGACAUCUCAGGCAUCCACCGAUACACCCACCCAGUCAGCACAUGCAGCCACCCCUGCCAACACCACCUGCCCUAAAGAUGGGAAAAAAGACCCUCAACUGCCACUUGCUAGAAAAAACUCAGAGGGACUAAGACACAAACUGCCCCCCAACAUGUAA